AAAAAAAAAAACUAUAACACCCGUAUUACACUUGGACUCCCCCUCUGUCUCUCUUCUCUCGCCUCCUUUGUUCAAGAACAAGAAAUCUGAAAGGCCCUUUUGAUAUUGCAAAACAUGGAGAGAAAAGAUCUUGAUUACAUUUUGGUCCCAGCAGGCCUCCUAGUCAUGGUGGGAUACCAUCUCUGGCUCCUCUACCGAAUCAAAACCCAACCCAACAGCACUGUCAUCGGCAUCAAUUGCAUCAAUCGCAGUUUAUGGGUGCGCGCCAUGAUGGAGGACACGUCCAAAAAUGGUGUUCUUGCGGUGCAGACGCUUCGAAACAACAUAAUGGCAUCAACCCUUUUGGCCUCUACGGCGAUCAUGCUCAGCUCUCUCAUUGCUGUGUUGAUGAGUAGUGUAAACAAAGAUCGAAGCGCGUCGGUUUUCGUUUACGGGAACACAAGCGAGAUGGGAUACUCAAUCAAAUACUUUUCCAUUUUGGUCUGUUUCUUGGUGGCUUUCUUGUUCAAUGUGCAGUCCAUAAGGUACUACAGCCAUGCAAGCAUGCUGAUCAACGCGCCGUUCAAGAAGAUGUCACCGCAUCUGAAGCAUCACAAUUUGACAACAGAGUAUGUGGCAAACACUGUGAACAGAGGCAGCUACUUCUGGUCUUUGGGUCUCCGAGCCUUCUACUUUUCGUUCCCUCUGUUCUUGUGGAUCUUUGGUCCCAUACCGAUGUUCGUGUCCUGCUUUGUUUUGGUUGGCAUGCUCUAUUUCCUCGACGUCACUUUCCAAUUUGGGUGGGUUGUUGGGGUUGACGAUGAGGAACAUAGCAUCAUCACCAAGGAUGAAGAACAAGGGGUGUAAAGCUCUAGCUAGCUAGCUCAUAAACAUUUCGAUUAGCAUAUGUAAUGUUACUAAUAUAAUAGUGUCAAAAAUUACCCACUAGUGAAAAGCAAAGAUGUAGCUGUUCAUAUUCAACACAAGUUGAAUUGAAUAGCAAAGAUAUUUGAUCAAAAUAAAAGCUACUUCUUAUUUCUUAUUCCUUGGUGUUCUGUUUGUAGGGUUUUGGCAUCGUAUGUAAUAGGGAAUCUUCAGCCGCUGUCUCGAAUCUUUGUUGCCUUGAUCACUCUUCAUUUCUUCUUUCUUCUUAUUCCGAUACGGAAUGAAAGGUACUACUAACAACUUCAGUUUGUUGGGUUUUGUCAUUGUAUGUGUAAUAGGGAUUCUUCAGCCGGUGUGGUGAAUCUUUGUUGCCUUGUUCAUUCUUGUUAUUCCGGCAGGGAAAUCCUCAGUUGGUGCAGUGAAAUCGUUUUGGUUUAAUAAAGAAGGCAUCUUUUCCCAUA
Rosa rugosa (rugosa rose) is the source of this 1325-nucleotide messenger RNA. RefSeq lists its product as uncharacterized. The transcript is spliced from 2 exons. NCBI's taxonomy places the organism in Eukaryota, Viridiplantae, Streptophyta, Magnoliopsida, Rosales, Rosaceae. The coding region runs from base 115 to 846 and encodes 243 amino acids. The record is from RefSeq and is a predicted model, not a curated record.